UGGAAGAGCUGAGGAACCGCUCCAGCACUGCCGAUGAUGAGGGUGAUGAUGAGCCUAUGAGAAGAGGAAGAAGGGUGCUGGAUACAGAGAAGCCGCUCCCCCCCCUCCACCUACCAUUAGAGCCGGUAGAGGAGGAGUCUUUAGCUGCUUAGAGCUGAGUUCAGAUUCCUGCCGAUCACUGGCUGAACCUCCACAGCCUCAGGAGGAACCAGCUCCUACGAGAUUUCAUGUCCUCUUGGAGAUAAGCGAAGCCGCACACAGACUUCCACGCCUGCGGACAUCGCCAGGAAGAAGCCUCGUCGAACGAAGACCUUUAAAGGGACCCUCUUCCCCCCCCAUCUCUGCUGGUUUGGAGUUUGCGGGUCCAGUCCUAAUACUUCUGGAGAUGCUCCAAAGAUCAUUCCUCUUAUCAGUCAGUUCUUGGGGCAUCCAUUCCCGGAGAAAGGCCGGACACCCCAAUCACAGAUACAUAGAAGUUGACGGGCGAUAAGACGUUGGAGCUCGCCUUUUUUUUUUUUUUUUUCUUUGAAACAAGGGAGAAAAUUCCUGCCCGUCCCCCUCCUCCUUCCCGAGUCUUUUAAGUUCCAUCUGCUUUCUCUUAACCUGACUGCUUGCCUGGUCUCGGUGGGUCACUCAUGGCUUUCCUGACCAAGAAGAAAAAAUUCAAGUUCCAGACCAUCUUCACCCUGGAGGAGCUGACGGCCGUCCCAUUCGUGAACGGGGUGCUCUUCUGUAAGGUCAGGCUGCUGGACGGAGGGGACUUUGUCAGCUUGUCUAGCAGGGAGGAAGUGCAAGAAAACUGCGUCCGCUGGAAGAAAAAGCUGACCUUUGUCUGUAAAAUGAGCGCCAACCCCGCAACUGGCGUACUGGACCCCUGUAUCUGCAGGGUCUCCGUCCGGAAGGAACUGAAGGGUGGAAAAACAUUUUCAAAGCUGGGCUUUGCCGACCUGAAUCUGGCCGAAUUUGCCGGAUCGGGAUCCGCGGCACGCUGCUGUCUUCUGGAGGGAUAUGACACUCGGCACACCAGGCAGGACAACUCUAUCCUGAAGGUCAACAUUGGAAUGUCCCUCCUUUCUGGAGACCCCUGCUUCAAAACGCCUCCCUCCACCGCCAAGACUGUCUCAGCUCCUGGACAGGAUUCCUCUCUGCAAAUAACCUGUAAGGGCCAGGGGACUGUACGCUCGGCCAGUGGCACUAUGCGCCAGAACAGGAGCCGUCAGGCAUUGCUUAGUUCAGGGGUCUUCGAAGAAGCGGAUCAAAAUCUCUCAAGCCCUGAGGAAACUUCUCAUUCAGGUCACUCGCGGAACUCCAGUCAAGCCAGCCAGCAGUCCAAAGCGUCCGGUCACAGCUCUGAACACUCCCGAUGUUCCAGUAUGUCAGAUCUGACUCACAGACGCAACACAUCCACCAGCAGCAGCGCCUCUGGGGGAAUCGCCAUUACUGUGGACACGCACGAUGCCGAAAAGGAGAGCAAACCAGAGAAGCCCCCAAGGCCACUCAGACCUCCCCUCAAUCUGGAUAGACAGUCCAGGAGAAAGAAGGACUCUGUGGAAAGUCAUCCCACCUGGGUGGAUGACACCAGGAUCGAUGCUGAUGCUAUUGUGGAGAAGAUCAUGCAGAGCCAGGACUUCACCGACGUCAGCAACAAUGAAGACAGUCACCUGAGGCUGUUUGUCAGCAGAGAUGGCUCCACUACUCUCAGCGGGAUACAGAUGGCGAACAGAGUCUCUGCGGGAGUGUUUGAGCCUGUGGUCAUUGAAAUCCACUAAAUGCACAUGAAGCUGAGGAUCCGGUCAGGAGUCCCAGGCUACGAGCCAAACGCACCUUUCCAGGCCGCAAGGCUGAGACCUUCCCCACGUGAGGGGAGGACAAGAAACCUAGCGAAGGUCUGGAAGCCCUGAACAGCCUCUCUCCUGGUUCCCUCUGUUCUUGCGUCAUCCUGGCACUUGUCGUGUGCACAUCUCCAGCACGUUUGAGCUCUCCAGCAUGUGACAGUGUUUUUGUCUGCUUCUAAUCACUCUGGCGAGGACACCCCAGGCUCUCGGCAUUCCCAGUCCUGCUCUGUGAUGGUGGGGAGGAGACAAAGCACCGUUCUUACUCUGUGACAACUGCAGCCAUUCUUCUUCUUCAUUUUUUAUUUUUUUUGCAUGUUCCUUGAAACGACUGUGUAAUGUCUGCAUAGACCUUGUCAGUGAUGUACGGGUCAGCAGUUUAGAAGAGCUACAUCUGCGUUGUGAGGUUGCAGUUCCUGGAAAUUGUCCUGUGAAAUCAAAGCUAAGAAAAUGCAUAAGGUGACAAUUUAAGGGGCCACUAAACCACCAGCAUGUCAUCAUGCAGCUGGCAUAUAGCUUUCUAAACAUGCCCCUGUCCCAACCAGACAUUUUAGCAUUAGGCAGUAAACGAACAUAUUAAUUAGCAAAGCCGAGGACAGUAUAACUUGCUUCACCUCGCAUGGAAGGAGUAUUGUUCUUGGCCUUAUCUGUGCAAUGUGCAUGCAUCCAGUACCAAUGGACUUACAGUAUCUCCAGACUCAUCCCAGAUAAGGCGACAUUCACACAACCGUAUGUGUUUUGCGGUCCGCAAAUUGCGGAUCCCCAAAACACGGAUACCGGCCGUGUGCAUUCCGCAUUUUGCAGAAAACGCAUGGCCGACCCUAUGAUAGAAAUGCCUAUUCUUGUCUGCGAUUGCGGACAAGAAUAGAACCUCCUCUAUCUUUCUUGCGGGGCCACUGAACAGAACUACAGAUGUGGACAGCGACGUUUUUUGCGGCCUAUGGUCUGCCCCCCUUGCGCAAAAUUAGCGUCCUAAUUUGGAAGUUCUUUUACUACCUAAUGCUCAAAUGUCCAGUUUUGACAGGCGAAGCCUCAGCUGCAUAACAACAUACUUGUGGUUUAGUGGCCCAAAACCUAGUGACUGGUUCCCUUUUAAAGGGAACCUGGCGCCAGAAGCAGCUCCCCUUAAGUUUACAUUAUACAGCGGUGGUCAGCAACCGCCGGCACUCCAGCUGUUGUGAAACUACAUUUCCCAUCAUGCACACUUGCUUGGCCGUUCUCUGAACUCCCAUAAAAAUGAAUGGAGCAUGCUGGGAGUUGUAGUUUCACAACCGCUGGAGUGUUGGAGGUGAGGUUGCUGACCCCUGAUUGUACAGUAUAUGAUGUCCCACAAUACGAAAAUACUAAAUUGCACCCUGAAUCUAUAAGGUAUGUUCACACAGCCGAAACCACAUCCGACGGGUAUAUGCCAUGGAAUCCACAGCAGAAAGCCAAGCGGGCCCUUGGAUUUCUGCCAUGGGUUUGCAGUGUGUCAUCCGGUGUAUCUGACAGCUUAUGAGCCCCAUUGAAUGGGACGAAUCCACAUACGACUUACCUGGCUGUGGUGCAGAUUAAAAAAAAAUAUAAUCUGCGGACAUGUGAACGGCAACAUGGAUUCCCAAUAGGAUGUGUAUUUGACGUGGUUUUCCUUUCAGCUCAGAAUACUGGCUGAAAUCUGCAUGACAUCUGGGCCAUGUGAACGUACCCUUAUGCAGUGGUGAAGUCUCCUGUGACCUCUGUCAGCUCUGGAGUGUUCUGGCAGGUUCCCCUUUAAUAAGAUGGUUUUCCUGUUCCUGCAUGUACUAAAUCCCAUAAUGACCAGUCGGGUAGGACUUAAAGUGGCUAAGUCCUAAACCCCAUAGAUGCCAUGAAGCGUAUGAGUAAUAACCUAAAAAUCCCGGACUUCAACCUCACAGGCAGAUGUAAUUAACCCCUUCCUUUCUCACUAUGAUGGUACCAAGCUAUGUGAUUUCCUCCCAGGGGGUUAUUGUCCCCUCUCAGUAGAAAGGCGCCAGUACAGAACGGGAGUGAAGUCCCUACACUAGGUCAUAUAAAACAGCUGGACUGUUAUCAGGGCACCCUCAGGAAGGGGCCACGCAAUGCAGCUGGACUGCAGACACCCUCCGGCAGGGGUCAUGCAACACAGCUGGUCUGUACUUUAACCCUUAAGGACUCACGGAACCCAGCCGAGCUGUGGAUCUACUUGAGGACGUACGUGUAAGCAGCAGGGCUGUAAACGAUAAGGUAGGGAACCACUUUCGGGAAGGCACAGCUGGAUGGUGAAUCCCAGGAGUGGACCUUCGAAAAAGUUACCGUGAGGGACCACUGUAUUCUGUACUGAAGCCUUUCUUCUAUACAUUCCAAGGAACCCAAGCAAGAGCCAGUUGUCAGCAGGGGUCGGCUGCGCGGGCCGCAGCUCCUGGCAGAUUGCCGCUCGCCUGUACCCACUGUCGCAUGGUGUAGACUGCACAAUGAUAUCCUGAGCCAGCAGGCUGGUGUUUUCAUUUCAUUCCUGUAGCUAAUCAACAUUUUCAAUGUGAAAUUUUCUUCUGUGGAGUCAUCUGGUGCUCAGGGCGGUGUUUUUUCUUUUCUUUUUGUUUGUAUUUUUCAUGUUUUUAUUAUUUUUAUUCCGUCUGAACAUCUGUAUGCCAAGGGAGCGUUGCGGGACUCCCUAAGGGACACGUUUUUUCGAAUACCAGACUCGCCUUCGGAAACCGGUCACCUGUUCUUUACUUUUUCCCGUCGUGACGUUUAACGUAGUCGAUCUGUACGUACCGCGGAACCGGCGCCUGCGCUGCUAUACCGCCGUUCUGCACAAGCGACCACUGAUGUUUGGGGCACUUUAAAUGAUUUAUUGGGGCAUGGUGCAGGGAAUAUAAAUGUGUUAUUAACCUUUUUUUUUUUUUUUCUUUUUUUUUACCCCGUCCGUCGGGGGUCAUAAAAAAUCUACAAAAAAUUGUAGAAUUUCCAGAAACGUGCAACUUUUUUUUUUUUUUCCCUAUCCCAUUUUACUUUUAUUCCUUUAUUGAAUCCUAAGCACUUGAGGGGUUAAUCCACUAACCACCAUUUUUCUCAGUACUACUCCGUGUCAGGUGAGGGAUUAGGGCCCGGAUUUGUGAGUAAUUGAUCGUCAAAUUCUCCUGUGGUAAAAAAUAGUGUAAUUAUUAAGGUGUGGGGAUUCCUAGUGACAGGGGUUAGGCCGCCUGUGGCUCGCCAACCGAGCUAUGAAUCUAUUGAUCUAUAAUUCCCAGCAUGCUUUCGGGGAGAAACGCUUCAAAAAUCGAUGUGCCAAAGUUAUACCUCUGAUUUGAAUAUGGUCUGAGCUGCAGGCGCCCAAAUGUCACGAGGACCUGGCGCCUACUCACAGUGGAGGUAAACGAGCCCAUGUCGAAUCAUAGAACAUAGGGUCCCCCCCCCACAAAACUGCUCCCUCCACUUGGGUCCAGGUUGAGGCACCUCACUAGAAGAUUAUUGUGGCUUUCUAAGACAUGUAAUUGGUCUCAGGACUUCCCAACAGGAAGACGGUUUUGGGGCAGAGCCAACAUUUGCGCUGUAAUUUGCACUUUUUUUAGCUAUUCUGUACCAAAAAAAACUUUGUCCGAAAGGUAGUUUAUCGGAGGACAAGGGAUAGUUGACCUUUUGUCACGUGGACUCAUUCGACCCGAGUCCUAGGACUCUUUAUCCAGACGUAUGAUUGGCCAGCUUCACUUCACCAGUCAGACGGACAGACUCCAUGCAAGAUUUGCAUUUGUAGAAGGAGACGUUUCUAAUGAAAAGCAUUGUCCGGAGCAGCGGUCAACUUGUGCCUCUCCAGCCGUUGCAAAACUACAACUCCCAUCGGCUGUUUGGGCAUGCUGGGAGUUGGAGAUUCACAGCAGCUAAAGAAACCUGCUCCAGAGGACCUACACCAGCCGUCGGCAACCUCCAGCUGCUGCAAAGCUACAACUCCAUGCAUGCACACUUGCUUGGCUGUUCUUUAUAGUCCCAUAGAAGUGAAUGCGGCAUGCUGGGAGUUGUAGUUUCACAACAUCCGGAGUGCCAGAGGUUGCUGACCCCUGACCUACACUCUUGCAUAGAGCAAAAACUCGUGAUAGGCCCUUAGAUUACAAGUAUCUGUGGUCCGGAAUAUCACAUUUUCCUAUAACCAGUCCAUUCUGUAGAUCCUGUUGAUCAACAGCGCCACCAGUUAAACUGGUCACAAAGAGUACUGCACGCAAAAAUGGAGUGAAUUUUUUUUUUUUAAGAAAAAUUAUCACAAUCCAAUGAAACUUUGUAUUUUUGGAGCAUAAGCUACUUUUUUUUUAUAUAAAUACCUAAAAAUGUAAUGUUGCAUAAGGCACUUUCUAGAUCACUGGUCUCCAACCUGUGGUUCUCUAGCAGUUGAGAAGCCACAACUCCCAGCAUGCUGGGAAUUAUCGUUUCGUCACAGGUUGGACAACCAUUGAUGUAGAUAAUAUAACUCGUGGAAAUGUUGGCUUACCCUAAACCGCACCUGGAUGGUACUUCUAGAUUAUAUAACCACUAUUUUUCUUCUUAUUAUUAUUUUUUGAAUAAUGAGAAAUUCCACUACAAUUUUGUUUUGUACUCAGAUAAUAAAGUUAUAUGCAGAGAUAUAUAAUAAAAAGUCUAAAGCUAUUUUUGCUAAGAGAAGGUCCAAUGGUGCACAUAAAUUAGAGUCUAUUGGCCUUGGUGAAGAGCCUAUAGUUUUCAUAAAAACAGAAAUUUCAAAGAAUAUUUUUUUUGAUUUCCCGGAAUUUGAGAUGAAGCUCGGCACAUUUCAUUGUUUUUACAUCUCGCCUCUUGUUUUACGUUGUAAUUGCUCUUCUGAAUCCCUUCUGUAAAUCCUGUGAUCAGUGGCAUUCGGGAGAGAAUUGGGUAAAAUAAAGUUCUGUUUGGUUAACGCA
Bufo bufo (common toad) is the source of this 6715-nucleotide messenger RNA. RefSeq names its product family with sequence similarity 102 member A (gene EEIG1). NCBI's taxonomy places the organism in Eukaryota, Metazoa, Chordata, Amphibia, Anura, Bufonidae. The record is from RefSeq and is a predicted model, not a curated record. The transcript is spliced from 12 exons. The coding region runs from base 636 to 1769 and encodes 377 amino acids.